UUGCUUCGGCAUGUGGCCUCUCACUGCCACAUCCAUCAAUAAGGAAGGAGCCCUCUUAUGUACAAUUAUAGUUCAUUUCAAAUCCAUGGUAAAUUUGUGUUGUCAUAGUCCUGCAAUAUUUACAAAUCGAAAAUUCUGACUAUUACAAAGGCUGUCUUUGAUAACAACAAGAGGAGCGAUUGUGUGAGCAUUUCCUAUGUGUGUGUUUGUGUAUAUAUGUUUUUGCGUGACUGGUGCGAGGGUAUGCGUGCGCAUGACCUUGUUAUUAUAUCAACCUUUUGUGAAUUAAAUCGAAAACGCACACCUAGGCUAAGCUAUGAGAUUUCAUACUGUAUUAACACGGUCUGGAUAGUGUACCAUUAAUACAAUAAUAUUGUGUGCGUGUGUGUAUGUGUGUUAUAUGUCGGUGUGUUCACAAGUUUAUGCUACCUCUGUUCAUGUCAUGCCAAUGUUAUGGGAUUAAUUGGCUCCAACGUUUCAUAUCAGUCUUUGCUACCUUAAUUACACAAUGGAGGAUUUUAUGGCAACAAAUGUAAAAUGAAUAUAUUGUAUACUGUUAUUUUGUUUUAAUAGUAAAUCUUUGCAGCCUGCGUUACAUUUCUGAGUAUCACAUCUUCGUCUCCAGCAUUAGAGACUUCACAGACACAGAGCUACUGAACACAUUGGAUUUGUGGGGUUUGUUUCUGUCAAGAAGUCUCAAUAUCAGUUUUUGGGGUGUGUGUUUUUUCACCCCUGAAGUCUGACUCUCGCCUGUAUGAAUAGCUACUGGCGUGAUCUGUGCAUGUGUGUGUGUGGUGGGGGCGUUCUCGACUGACAUCCUCAAACAAUACGAGAAAGAGGAGUGCACGAAUCCGCGCACCCUAGGCUGGGCUCCUUCCCUGUAAUAGUGAGCGUCAGCCAUUCUUAAAAAACACAUUUUGUAGCUUAGUGGAGUGGAGUGGAAGGGCGAGAGGCGGAUAAACUGAGCGGACAAAGAUGUAAAUAAAAACAGUCGUCCCCCAACUGAGCGAGGCGUUCUUCAGAGUUUUUGGAUCAAUCAGGCAGACAGUGGCUUCUUUUGAUUAAACCCCAAAUUGUCAUUGGGCAGAGGUAAUCAUGUGACAGGCAAUUCGGUCCAAUUUCAACCUUGUCUCCAUGAAUUCAAUAGUUUAAUAGUAGCUCGGUCCCCAUACGGCCGUAAUCAGUGAAAUAGAAAAAAACACCACCAGGAGAUUUUUUAAUGAUUUUUUCUCUCUCUUUCUCACUGAGCCGCAACAUUUAUAAAAAUACGCGUGCAAACUUUCCUCGGCUCUCAGGGAGCGGAGAUGAAUUACGAAUUCGAGCGAGAGAGCGGUUUUAUCAAUAGUCAGCCGUCGCUUGCUGAGUGCCUGACAUCUUUCCCCCCUGUCGCUGAUUCAUUUCAAAGUUCAUCAAUCAAGAGCUCGACGCUUUCACGCCCGACACUGAUUCCUCCUCCCUUUGAGCAGACCAUUCCCAGCCUGAACCCGGGCAGCCAUCCGCGGCACGGCCGGCCCCGACACAGCCCCGAUGGAUGCAGCCCGCUGCCCACAGCCUCUUUACCCCCGGAAUACCCCUGGAUGCGGGAGAAGAAAGCCUCCAAGAGGAACCACCUGCCGACCUCCACCGCUACCACCAUCUCCAAUGGACCUGUGUGCUUCUCCCCGAAAGGCUCGCCUGAGAUUGUGGAGAGCGGUGGGGGAGGAGGGGGCUCCCGUCGGCUGAGGACGGCGUACACCAACACACAGCUGCUGGAGCUGGAGAAGGAGUUCCACUUCAACAAGUAUCUGUGCCGGCCGAGGCGGGUGGAGAUAGCGGCCCUGCUGGACCUCACCGAGAGGCAGGUCAAAGUCUGGUUCCAGAACCGGCGGAUGAAGCACAAGCGGCAGACCCAGAGCAAGGAGAACCACAACGGGGAGGGGAAAGGGCCUGGCGCCGAGGACGGCAUCCACAGCGACGAGGACGACGAGGGCCCCCUGUUUGAGCAGAGCGGGGCCCUGCUGGAGAGAGAUACCUGCUCCUUUCAGAGCAACUCGCUGCACAAUGGCGAGACCAUGAGCUUUGCUGCUGCGCCGCUGAACAGCAAUGACAAAAAUCUGAAACAUUUUCCCAACCCGUCACCCACUGUUCCGGGCUGCAUGUCAACAAUGGGCCCCGGCUCUGCAUCUGGCCCGGACAAUGGUGACAGUCCCCCGACCCUGGAUGUUUCUAUACACGAUUUCCAAGCUUUCUCUUCGGAUUCCUGCCUACAGCUCUCCGAUGCAGCCUCGCCGAGCUUGUCAGAGUCUCUGGAUAGUCCCGUGGACAUUUCUACGGACAGCUUCUAUUUUUUCUCGGAGUCUCUAACUACAAUCGACCUGCAGCAUCUGAACUACUAAUUGAAAUCAAUCAAAAUAACUUUUUUGUUGUUUUGUUUUUAUCCGGAACAAUGAAAGUCAGGCUACGAACGUAUUAACUUUGAUGUUAAUUUUGUGGUUAUUUGUAUAUUCGGCACAUUUAUUCUGUUGAUAUUUGACUUGACGAUUAAUUCAAGGUAAGGAUGAAAUUAAAUCAUUGAAAUAGAUCUACUCAAACAUGGCUUGUAAUUACCAUAACAAAUUGAUCUCUUGAAAUGGAAAUUAUAAGUGUAUGUGAAUAAUUAUACAAUAUUAGGCCUAUGGAACCUGGUCAUUUUUAUUUUUGUAUAGCUUCCAAUGUCUUGGAUAUUUUUGUUAGAAUACAAUUA
This is a messenger RNA of Myripristis murdjan (pinecone soldierfish), 2722 nucleotides long. Its product is annotated as homeobox protein Hox-A2a. Gene Ontology annotation, cellular component: nucleus. Gene Ontology annotation, biological process: regulation of transcription by RNA polymerase II. Gene Ontology annotation, molecular function: DNA-binding transcription factor activity, RNA polymerase II-specific; RNA polymerase II cis-regulatory region sequence-specific DNA binding. The coding region runs from base 1305 to 2375 and encodes 356 amino acids. NCBI's taxonomy places the organism in Eukaryota, Metazoa, Chordata, Actinopteri, Holocentriformes, Holocentridae. The transcript has 2 exons. The record is from RefSeq and is a predicted model, not a curated record.